Molecule: messenger RNA, 3660 nt
Organism: Lycium barbarum (goji berry)
Lineage: Eukaryota; Viridiplantae; Streptophyta; Magnoliopsida; Solanales; Solanaceae
Product: protein ALWAYS EARLY 3-like
Exons: 21
Coding region: 20-3442 (1140 amino acids)
Biological process (GO): regulation of transcription by RNA polymerase II; DNA-templated transcription; regulation of cell cycle
Cellular component (GO): nucleoplasm; transcription repressor complex
Molecular function (GO): DNA binding
Source: RefSeq, a predicted model, not a curated record
ACAAGCCUGAAAUGCCUUUAUGGUUUUAGGCAUGGCUCCAGCAAAAAAAUCUAGAAGUGUAAAUAAGCGCUUUUCUCCUACAACUGAAAUCUCUCCCAGUAAAGAUGGCAAUGGGGACAAUUUGAAGAAAAGCUUGCAACGGAAGAGGAAGUUGUCUGACAUGCUAGGUCCUGAGUGGAGUGAGGAGGACCUGACACGCUUCUAUAAAGCAUACCGCAAGUAUGGUAAAGAUUGGAAAAAGGUUGCUGGUGCAGUGAAACCCCGAACUGCAGAGAUGGUGGAAGCUCUUUACACGAUGAAUAGGGCUUAUUUAUCUCUUCCAGAGGGGACUGCAUCUGUUGUUGGGCUGAUUGCCAUGAUGACUGAUCACUACUGCAACUUGGCAGCAAGCGACAGUGAGCAAGAAAGUAAUGAGGAUGCUGGAACGUCUAGAAAACCUCAAAAACGUGCACGUGUUAGGAUUCAGCCUGAUGUUUCUAAAACAUCUGAAGCGGCAUCCCCAACGUUAGCAGCUACUCAUGGAUGUUUAACUUUGUUGAAGAAGAAACGUUCAGGAGGAAGCCGGCCUCGUGCUGUUGGAAAAAGAACCCCACGCUUUCCUGUUUCUUUUUCUUAUGAAAAUCCCAUGGGCAAGAAGUAUUUUUCUCCAAGUAGGCGGAGUUUGAAACCACAGGCAGAUGACACUGAUGAUGAUAUGAAGAUAGCAUUAGUAUUAACAGAAGCUUCACAAAGAGGUGGUUCUCCUCAGGUCUCUCGGACACUAAACCGUUGGGAGGACAGUGCUUUGUCCUCACCUAAUGAGACUGCUGAAAGAAAGCGUGUUAAAAUGGGUACGGGCAAUGGAAAGCUUCUUAGUAAUGAAGUGGACGAAGAAGAGGGAAGCAUGGAAGCAGACACUGGAGAGCUGUUGAGGUAUAAAAAUGAUUUGGCGGACACAGGAACAAUUAGUCGAACAGCACAGAAGGGAAGAAGGCGUUACGGUGAAAAGUUGGAAGUUGAUGAUAGUGGUAACAACCAGUUUGAUGAUAUCAAAGAGGCGUGUAGUGGUACAGAAGGUCAAAGAUUGGGUGCGGUGAGGGGUAAACUUGAAAUGGAGGCCACAGAUGAAAAGAAUUCAAGGACCUUUUUACAAGGCUCUAGAAAGAGGAGCAAAAAGGUGCUUUUGAGGAGAGACGAAGACUCCCCUUUUGAUGCUCUGCAAACUUUGGCUGAUUUGUCGCUAAUGAUGCCAACAACAGAAAAUGAAGAUGAGUCAACGGUCCAGCUCAAAGAUGAAAUCGAUGAUCAUGUUGAUGAAUCUGGCUCCUUAGAAGCUGUGCCUGCUAACAAACAAAGAGACAAAUGUGAAUCAGUAGGGGUUAGAUCGAGAUGGAGUCAACCUGUAUCAAAGUUUGGAGUUAUUUCCAGUAAGACAUCAAAGCAUGGUAAAGUUAGACCUACUGAUGUUAGUGCUGUUCCUGAAACAAAGCAGGUUAGGCGGGCACAUAAAGCAAUGUUGUCUAAGGCUCGAAAAACUGAAGUUCAUAUUAACAACGAUGUCACUGACUCUCAGGAAGCUGAGGCAAAAGAAUUAUCAAAGAAAUCAACAAAUAAGGGUAAAAGAUCCAAUCAGAGUGUGUCGCCAAAAUUAAUCAAAGAUCAGGCGCAUUCAUCAUGUGCAGAUCCAAGAACAGAACAAAGUGAUUCAGCUCAAUCUACUUCACAGGUCCCUGUGGAAAACCAGGUUAAUUUGCCUACUAAAGUCAGAAGCAGGCGCAAGAUGGACCUGAAAAAACCUCAAAGACAGAAAACUUUGAAGAUUCCUGAUAAAAGUUUGGAUGAUACUAGUGCAUCCGUCACUGCACUUCAUGACAGAGCAUUCAGUCUUAGGGAAAAGAUUUCCAAUUGCCUUUCCAAACAUCAGGUACGAAGUUGGUGUAUAUAUGAGUGGUUCUACAGCGCAAUUGACUACCCCUGGUUUGCCAAAAGGGAAUUUGUGGAGUACCUGUAUCAUGUUGGAUUGGGACAUGUUCCAAGGUUAACUCGUGUUGAAUGGGGUGUCAUAAGAAGUUCUCUUGGCAAACCACGGCGAUUCUCUGAGCAAUUUUUGAAUGAAGAAAAGGAGAAGCUUAAUCAAUACCGGGAAUCUGUCAGAAAACAUUAUAGUGAACUUCGUGAAGGUACAAGGGAAGGGCUACCCGCAGAUCUUGCAAGGCCAUUGUCAGUUGGGCAGCGUGUCAUUGCUAUCCAUCCAAAAACAAGAGAGAUUCAUGAUGGAAGUGUGCUGACAGUUGAACGCUCCAGAUGUCGUGUUCAGUUUGACCGACCUGAGCUUGGGGUUGAAUUUGUCAUGGACUUUGACUGCAUGCCUCUAAAUCCUUUUGAAAACAUGCCCACAUCACUUAAAAGGCAUGCAGACGCUGUUGAUAAGUUUUUUGAGAGUUUCAAUGAGCUCAAGGUGAAUGUACGAGCAAAUGUGAUUUUGAAAUUUCCGGCUGGUGACAACAUGGAGAAUGAAGAUGUUUUCUCUCAUUUCUCCGCACCAACCCAUCCCAGCAGUAAUCUGCUAAAGCAGACAAAGGUGGCUUCAGCAGAAGCUGAUAUGCAAUGUAAAUCUGGAGUCCUGGAAACCGCCACAUACCAACAGAAAGCAUAUUUAAAGUCUUCUGUUGCUGCUCAAAUUCAAGCAAAGGAAGCUGAUGUUCAAGCUCUUGUUGAGUUGACUUGUGCACUAGAUAAAAAGGAUGCAGUGGUUUCAGAGUUGAGGCGCAUGAAUGAUGAUGUGUUGGAAAAUCAAAAGAGCAAUGGCUGUUUUCUUAAAGACCCAGAGCCUUUCCAGAAGCAAUAUGCUGCUGUGCUAAUACAGUUAAAUCAAGUCAAUCAGCAGGUUUCUUCUGCCCUGCAUCGCUUGAGGCAGCGGAAUACCUAUCAGGGAGGCAUUCCACUUGCAUGGCCAAGGCCAGUUACAAAUAUUGUUGAUCCCAGUGUGUUGUGCACUUUUGAUCGUGGUACAAGUCAGCCUCAGGAAUCAGUUGUCAACGAGAUAAUAGAAAGUUCAAAAAUCAAAUCUCGGACUAUGGUAGAUGCAGCCGUGCAGGCGAUGCUUUUGCUUAGUGGUAGAGAAAAAACCAUUGAGAAGAUUGAGGAGGCUAUUGAUUAUGUGAAUGAUUGGAUUCCGCUAGAUGACUCUUGCAUGCCCACUGCACCUGAUCCUAAGUCAAAGAAUAUGUCGGAUAGAAAUGAAGCAGAAAUUCCUUCCGAACUUAUCACUAAAUGUGUUGCGACUUUGCUUAUGAUUCAGUGUACGGAGCGACAAUUUCCACCCGCUGAUGUGGCGAAAGUGCUUGAUUCUGCUCUAGCAAGCUUGCAACCCUGUUGCUCGCAGAACUUUCCAGUCUAUGGUGAAAUACAGAAGUGUAUGGGAAUCAUCAGAAACCAAAUUCUGGCAUUAGUACCAACUUAGACCAUGUAUUAUCAGCAGUCUUUUAACCUCUUGUAAAUUUACUAUGUAGAUAACUAACCUUAUUCAUAGUUCAGCUCUCAGAUCAAUGCAAACUCAAUUUGCUUUGUGAAAAGUGAAAAUUAGUUUUGUUCUAUAUGUGUUUCCAAACUCAGCAGAAUUCCAGCUAAGCUGCCAUGAAAAUGCAAGUAAUCUAUGAAGUCAACAGAUUUUGAAAAAUA